CUAGCCCCGUAAACAGAAAAUUUUCGAGAAAAUCAGGCAAUGUCAAUUUUCAAAGCACACAAUCUGCUUUUCGUUAUUUUUCAAUAAAUUAAUAUUAAAUGUUACGUUUAUUACUUUUAACAGCAAUAACUAGCUGUUUCAAAGUCAACCAUAGUACAGCCGCUGUGACCAUGGCCCUUAAAAGUGUUGAUUUUGAAGUCUUUGGACGAGUUCAAGGAGUAUUCUUUCGUAAGUACACAAAGCAACAAGCUGAUAAGUUAGAUCUUAAGGGAUGGUGUCGAAAUACUUCCCGUGGAACGGUUGAGGGUCAAAUGGAAGGUCCAUUGGACAGAGUGGAAGAAAUGAGGCACUGGCUUAAAAAUACUGGCAGCCCGAGCAGUAGAAUUGACAAAGCCGAAUUUAAAAACGAUAAAGAUAUAUCCGAAUAUACCUUCAGCAGUUUCGACAUACGACGCGACAAUUAGAUCUUAUUUUUUAGUUGCUUAGUAAUUUAUUAUAGCUUUAAAUAUGCCCAUGUGAUAUAAUACCUGCAUAGGCUUAUCCAGCAGUACUCAACUCUAUAUGAAUAUAGAACGUUAAAUUACAAAAA
This is a messenger RNA of Melitaea cinxia (Glanville fritillary), 589 nucleotides long. RefSeq names its product acylphosphatase-2-like. The record is from RefSeq and is a predicted model, not a curated record. Bases 99 to 464 code for a protein of 121 amino acids. The transcript is spliced from 3 exons. Gene Ontology annotation, molecular function: acylphosphatase activity. Lineage: Eukaryota; Metazoa; Arthropoda; Insecta; Lepidoptera; Nymphalidae.